Messenger RNA from Staurois parvus, 495 nucleotides. The record is from the annotation of a GenBank genome assembly. NCBI's taxonomy places the organism in Eukaryota, Metazoa, Chordata, Amphibia, Anura, Ranidae.
AUGGGCCCCUGUACCGCCUCCUCAUGCUGCUGCCAGGCCCGUAAUCUGCCAUGGGCCCCCGUACCGACUCCUCAUGCUGCUGCCAGGCCCGUAAUCUGUCAUGGGCCCCUGUACCGCCUCCUCAUGCUGCUGCCAGGCCCGAAAUCUGCCAUGGGCCCCCGUACCGACUCCUCAUGCUGCUGCCAGGCCCGUAAUCUGUCAUGGGCCCCUGUACCGCCUCCUCAUGCUGCUGCCAGGUCCAGAGUGUCUCAUGGGUCCCUGUACGGCCUCUCAUUGCUGCUGUCUUCAUCGCCACACUCUGCCAUGUGCCACUUUCAGGUCUCCUCACACUGCUGGUGGGUUCCAUUUUGUCAUAGGGUGCUGGCAGAUUACGGGCCUCCCAUUGCUGCUGCCAGGCCCGUAAUCUGCCAUGGGCCCCCGUACCGACUCCUCAUGCUGCUUCCAGGCCCGUAAUCUGCCAUGGGCCCCCGUACCGCCUCCUCAUGCUGCUGCCAG